ACUCCAAAUAAAAUUGUUACUGUCGUUAUAAGAGCUUUCGAACCAAAACUUUUCCAUGUAAAAGCUCAAUUUAAAAUAUUUACAAACUAAUGUAUUUUUAUAAUUGAACUUGUGAGGUGCUAUUAAUUUAAUUGCCUUUUAUUAUUCUAUUAAUCGAAAUGCAUUCAGGAUUUAUGGUAUCCUGAGCAAUUAAAAAAAAUCCAAAUUGAGAUUUGAUAUUCGACCUGUCUAUAUAUAUAUAUAAAGUGCAAGUGUAAAAAACAUUAACCAUGAUUCAAUUAUUUUCCUGUAUAAUUUUUAUGGUUGCUUUUACCAUUUCAACCACUCAACAAGCGCCUGACCAAUAUCUUGAUACAAAAUUUAACAGAACAAUGGGCAUCUAUUUUGAAAGGGUUGAUCCACUGCAACACAUCACUGGUAUGUGGCGAGCAAUGGUUUUUCUUGAAGUCGAUAAAUCAAAAAAAUAUUUGACAUCCUGUGAAGAAAAAUUAAAAAUAGCAUUAGAUACAUGCAAAAAGGCAAAAAUGUUAGAAUGCGAAAAAAUAUUGAAUUAUGAAAGACUAAGUCAAAAAUAUAAGCUUACAAAAAACUUACAAGAAAUUUUGGACAACACAAUCGAAGACCUCCGAUAUCAUACUCAAAUCCACAGUUAUCAUACUGCAAAUAAUCGUUCACCAUCAAUUAUGAAAAGAAAUAGACGCAAUUUACCUUGGUUUGGAGUCGUUGGUAAAAUUGCAGGACCCGCUUUUGGUGUUCUAAAUUAUGAAGACGGUGAACGUUAUGAUGAAGCCAUAAAAGAUUUGAAUGAACAUCAGAGAAAUAUCUCUAGACUCAUGGGAGAGCAAGCACAUAUCAUUCGUUCAGAAUUAUAUCGGCUUCAUGAGCGAGAAGAGCUGAGAGAUAAAGAGCUAGACUCUAUUAAUCAGAAUUUAAGCAAAUUCACAGAAAAAUUAAGUGAUAUAACAAGGUUUACCACAAAUAUGAAUUUUCGCUUUAAAUUGGAAGAAUUUGUUCUCAAAAUGGAACUUACAUUUGACGAACAUCAACGAUCAUUAAAUCAGAUUAUAGAAAUUCUUCGAUCUGCACAGGAUGGUAAACUUCAUCCUGCCUUGCUCUCUAGAGAACAACUGUUAACAAUGGCCAGAGAAGUAUACGAGCAAUUACCCGCAAUGGAGUUUCCUACAAAUCCACAACGAGUCAACAUCAUGGAUCUUGUUCGAGUGUCUACAGUCUCCAUUCGUCUCCAUGGAAAUAAAUUGUUUGCUGCUCUAGAUGUCCCACUUUUAGAAAGAGAACAAUUCCAAUUAUAUCAACUACAUACAUUACCUGUUAAUCAAAGUACAAUCAACAAUUUAACGACAAGGGCAUACAUUGUACCAAUAGAUAAAUUCCUUGCAACAGACGACAACAAACGAAGAUACUCUUUCUGGUCUGAAAGUGAUAUACAAAAAUGUAUUCGAUCAAAUGGAAAACGAAUGUGCCAAAGUAUUCGUCCAAUUUAUGAUUCAUCAAUUGUUCCCAGCUGUGAAAUAGAACUCCUAAAAAUAGUGAAACCAGCAAAGGAUGUAUUAAAAACAUGCAACAUCAGAUUAUCCCUUAAUCAGCAACCUUUCUGGACAGCUUUAUCUACAUUGGGAGGUUGGUUAUAUUCCUUGAUGGAAUCUGAAGUAGCCUACAUCACAUGUAAUGGUAACGCUGCUCAGGAAGCAAAACUUGAAGGAACAGGCAUUCUGCAAUUGUCAAAAGGAUGUACUUUGAAAACCGAUAGCGUGUCCUUGAUGACACCAAAAAUUCAAGACGACCCCCAUGAGUAUAUAUAUUUACCACCAUUUAAUUUAAAUGUGACAGAUGUAUUACCAAAUUUUUCGGAAAUUCAAGAACUAGGAAUUUUCCAUCAACAAAUACCAAUUUCCAAACAUACAACCACCUGGAAUAGCAAGGCAUCAGAUGCUACGCUUAUGGAUUUGGAAAAUCAGUGGAAAUUGUUAAGUCAACAUGAAAUCUCAACAAAAAGAAGCACAAAUUUAAGUAAAACUGCCCUCGGAAGCUGUGGUCUACUGGCUAUAAUUAUCAUUAUAUUUUUACUACGAAAUGUAUUUUUGGAAAUGUUUAGAAGCGUACGGAUUUUUAUAAGCAAAAAAAGAAUGCAUUCGAAAGCUCCCCCAACAAUCAUCUACGACCUCCCAAGGGUUCGACAAUUUCAGCGAUCUAAGAGCCUACAUUGAUAGUUGGGAACAGAAAGGGAGAACAACCAUUUUCAGGAAUAGUCGUAACGGAAAGGGAUAAAUAAAUCACAGAAAAUUAUAAGGU
This is a messenger RNA of Leptopilina boulardi, 2310 nucleotides long. RefSeq lists its product as uncharacterized. Lineage: Eukaryota; Metazoa; Arthropoda; Insecta; Hymenoptera; Figitidae. Bases 270 to 2225 code for a protein of 651 amino acids. The record is from RefSeq and is a predicted model, not a curated record. The transcript is spliced from 3 exons.